Entamoeba dispar SAW760 is the source of this 2685-nucleotide messenger RNA. RefSeq lists its product as uncharacterized. The transcript has a single exon. Gene Ontology annotation, biological process: dephosphorylation. Bases 1 to 2685 code for a protein of 894 amino acids. Lineage: Eukaryota; Evosea; Mastigamoebida; Endamoebidae. The record is from RefSeq and is a predicted model, not a curated record. Gene Ontology annotation, molecular function: phosphatase activity.
AUGAGUAUCAGUCGGGUUCGAGUUGUCGAUCCAUUAUCUACACCACCUCCUACAACAAAACCAGUUAAAAGUACAACAAAAAAAGAAAAAGUAAGAGAACCUCCACCAGUUUCAAUUUCAAUAAUAAGUGCUGUCAAUGGAGAGUCUGUUGAUUCAAUUAUAUCAGGGAAUUCAUUCCACUUUUUAUUAGAAGGAUUAACACACGAAGUAUUUUCAGUUCAACCUGAUGGGAGUUCACAAACACUAAACACAGAAAAGUCAGAUACUAUCGAAAUAUUUGGAAGGGGUGGGGCUGUAGUUCACAUUACAUGUGAUUGCAGAGAGGUUAUUAUUCAAUAUCAAUCGAAAUAUGCAUCAGUGAUUGUAAGUCCAACAACUACUGUCUCAGAAGUAAUUCGAAGUAUUGAACAUAGUCUAGGACUAAAAGGUCAUCACACAUUAUAUUUGAAUGAAGGAAGAAGAAAAAGAAUUCCAUUGAGAAAAAAUACCCUAAUUUGGGGAUUAAAGAAUGAUUUUACUUUAAAAGAUAUUAAUGUUAUUAUUGGAGAAGAGGAUUUAAUUCCAUUGCAACCACCGUUUGUUACAAGUGAUGUGUUAUGUAUUGCAGAAUUUCAAAAUAUACCACCAUUUGAGACAAUUGUAGAGUCUACAUGGAACCACGAAGAAUUGAUUAAAUUUUUAUUAGAGUCUAUUGGGAUUGAUUCAGAAGUUUGGAAAGAAUAUGAUUUAGUUUUAAAGAAAGGAUAUAAGGCAAUUAGAUUUGAAGGUAUUGUAGGACAAUGGGCUAAAGAAGGUGCAAUAGUAGUUGAAGUCAACAAAAAACCAGAUUGUCAUGUUAUAGUUGUUGGAGAUUAUGAUGAUAAACCACAUAAAUGUCUUAGAACUGUUGAGUUUUAUAGACAAGCACCAACAGAAGAUGAUUGUUGGGCUUAUGCAAGUAGAAUGAGUUUCACAGUAGCAACAAGUAAUCUGACAUUAGUCACUAAUGUAGCACAAAAGUUCCAAGCUACUAAUACUUAUAUAUUCACUAUUGAAGAGAAUGGAAUUACUAAUUUUGCUGAUGCACAAAGUGUUGUUGGAAAUGCUAAAAAAAUUAUCUUUGUAAAAUCAGAAGAACCACCUGGAAUUUCUUUUUGUAGAGCACUAGAAGUACUUGAUCCAUUUGAAUCUGUGGUAUAUUCUGAAGGAGAUCUUUUAGUAACUAAGUAUAGAACUAUUUUAGUAUCUUCAUCAGUAGUCAGUGUUCCUCAUGCAUCAGUUGCUAUAUUACAAAUAUUUAUUAUUGAUGAUAAACGAGAUGCUUUAUUGUUAAUUGCUAAAGAUUUACAACGUAUAAUAAUUACUGGAGAAUCUAACAAAAUCAGAAAAUUAUUAAAAAUUUAUUAUUCUGAGGAUAAUAGAUUGUUAUUCCCAAGAAAUGUUUCAGAAACGUAUGCCUUCAGAUCAAGUGGAACAACUUCAACUGAAAGUGAAUGGAGAGCAUUAUCAUUUACUAAAGAAUUCUCUCGUUUAGGAAUUACUUCAUCAAAUGGAUUUAAAGUUAUAGACAAUAGAGACGGUCAUAUAAGUGUUACAUAUCCACCUAUGGUUGCUGUUCCUGAUGGUGUUGAUAUUUCUUCUAUUCUUACAUUUAGGUCCAAAGGAAGAAUACCUGCUAUUUGUUGGAGAGGAGCUGGAAACCAAACAAUAUCAAGAUCGGCACAGCCAUUACCUGGAGCAUUAGGAAGAGCUCGAUGUGAGGCUGAUGAGUUAUUACUAAAGACUUUAGUGACACUAACAAAAGGAGGAGAAAUAUUAUCAAUAUUUGAUGCUCGACCUCCAUUAAAUGCCCAAGCAAAUAGAUUACAAGGAGGAGGAGUUGAGUCUAAUACAUAUUAUCCAUUUUGUGAAUUUCAAUAUCUUUCUAUUGAGAAUAUUCAUGAAGUAAGAAAUGCAUAUUACAAAAUGUUAAAAGCAAUUCUUAUGAUGCCACAUAAUUCAUAUGAAUAUAAGAAUGUAAUAGAAGGAUGUAAAUGGUAUCAAUUUUUACAUUCCAUUCUUGUUGGUGCAGUAUUAAUUGUAAAUAAAAUUAAAGAAGGAAAUUCUGUGUUAGUCCAUUGUUCUGAUGGAUGGGAUAGAACAAGCCAAUUAACAUCUCUUGCAAUGAUUAUACUUGACCCUUACUAUAGAACAAUCGAAGGGUUGUUAACUCUUAUUGAGAAAGAAUGGAUUACUUUUGGUCAUAGAUUUAAACAAAGAAGUGGAUUAGGGUGUAGAUAUGAUAUUGAUGUUACACCAAUAGUUCAAACUUUAUUUAGAGAUGUUAAACCAAAAGAUUUCCAGAAACAAGAACAGAACGAUAAUGAGUCAUCUCCUAUUUAUGGACAAUGGAUUGAGUGUGUUGAAAUUAUUAGAAAACAACAACCAGAUGCUUUUGAAUACAAUGGAGAUUUACUAAUCUUUUUAUUAGAUAGUUUGUAUAAUUGUCAAUUUGCAAAUUAUUUAGAAUAUCCAAAUACUUGUUCUUGUAAUAUCUCUAAUCUUCUUUCAAUGGUUCCUUAUGUUUAUUCUCAUAGAAUUAAAUUUACUAAUACAUCUUUUAAAGCUGUAGCAGAUGAUCUAAAAGUUUCUUUGAAUCCAUUACAAUUUAAGUUAUGGAAAGAGUAUUAUUUAAGAUAUGAUAAACCUGUGGUAUUAAAUAUUUGA